Messenger RNA from Acromyrmex echinatior (Panamanian leafcutter ant), 5384 nucleotides. RefSeq lists its product as uncharacterized. Gene Ontology annotation, molecular function: protein binding. Gene Ontology annotation, cellular component: cytoskeleton. The record is from RefSeq and is a predicted model, not a curated record. Lineage: Eukaryota; Metazoa; Arthropoda; Insecta; Hymenoptera; Formicidae.
GAUGAUUGGUCAGUUUGCAGGCAGGUCAAAACGGCAACACAUCGCUCGAUCGGCGUCUGCCACACUUGUCUGCCGCUUCGAAGCGGAGCGCGCGAUCCUUCCAGCCUGGUAUUUUUCGUGUUUAAUCCGCGGCGAUCGGUACGCACAUGUAUAAGAGAUCGUUCAUUCCAACGGCGUAGUAUAUAAUUUCAAAAAAUAGGAGAACACAAACGACGUGGUAACCCAAACAAGAUUCGAGUUAGAACCUGUGUUGCGAAUUCCGGAGUUCACACUUGCACCGCGAGCAUUGCUUUUCAAACGAACGCAGGAUGACGCAGCGCGCAGGGCGCCCGGGUGUUUUGACAUUUGUGACAUAUAGUUAUAUUUUAUUACUGUGAUAUCAACAAUAGUGCUUUGGGAAAUUCUCAAACGACAGUGCUCGUGACGGUGAAUGACGAGGAAAGUACCAUCUGAGAGCAGCGCGGCACAAACGAGCAACGAGAAUGCCGACAGAUGUGACCGGGGGCCCAGGACUCGCAGUAGUGGCAGGGGAUGUUCUUACCCUGCGAGGCACAGGACUUGCUGCUGCAGAAACGUGGGCUCUCCUCUGCCAAGCAGCCCAGGCCCUCCAGGAUCUUUUUCUCUCAAAUGGAGGUGUGGUGGGUGGUUCGAGAGCAGGACCAGUGGUGACUCCACAUACGCUGGAACUGACACUACGUGGUAGGGUUUUGCUGCAGCUCGCACCGCCGGAAACUGCUCGAGCGUACCUGCCACCAGAGUAUCGACCCGGCCGCGUAUAUUCGGACACGGAUUCGGAAAAAAUGUGGAUGUAUUCUUUAGGCAGGGCAUUAUUGGACACGACUCCCAGAGCAACGGCGUUAACGGGGACCGUUUCCGUUUCACCCUCUUCCGCUUUACAAUCAGUGUUGGCUGCCAUGACGGAGCCUGAUCCUCGUAGACGUGCCUCCUUGAUGAAUUUACUCGACGUAAUAUCCGAAUAUUGUCGGACACGUCUACAAGCAAGGCCCUUCACUCACAUAGUGAUGGAGAUGUAUCGAGAGGUUGUGAGAUCGCCGCAAUACGCCGCGCGGAAACGAGCAAUGCAGCUGAAUGCCCUGUGUCCUACACGGAACAUGGUUGAAAAAUUGAACCAACAGAAAAUCUACGGGCAUCAUCAUCAUCCACAACAACAGCAACAAGACUACGUCCAAGUUGUGAAUGGUCAACCGCCAUCUAUUCAACAUCAGACUCGUGUUGGGCAAUAUUUGUCGAAUCAAUUAGCUGUUCAGCAACGACAGCAACAACAACACGAUCACAUUCAACGUCAGGUUAAUCAAUUUCGGUCGCUUCAUCAGCAACAGGAUUAUCCACAGCAGCCACCAAAGGGUCAGCAGGAUCAUCGUAGUCAUCAUUACAAUCAUCAACACGCGAAAGGGUCGCAUUUCAGGACACAAUCACGCAAUUCCCAGUCACAUCCCAAUUUGACUAGCUUGUGCGAUUCACAGCAGCAGCAGCAGCAACAACAGCAACAACAGCAGCAGCAGCAACAGCUAUAUCGGGAUACUGCCCUCAGCGGUUACAGAGCGCACUUUCAAUCGCAGCUGGAUAUCCAAAGCGGCAGCCGAUCGAUAGGACCAGCGACGACACGUCGGGUGCAUCAUCACUCGAGGACGUACUCGCAGCCGGUUUAUACGCGGCUUCAACAUACCAGGAGUAGUGGCAAUCUGCCGAUGACGACGAGCGCGAUGGUCGACAGUAAUCCCGACGGGAAUGUUUACAACGACCCGAUAUAUGCCCUGCCGGUUAAACCCUUCCUGAGCUCCCAGGAUGUGCGAGUCAAUGGAUUGUCUGCGAAACCUUCUGCGAUCUGUCACGGAGACGAGGUUUAUGGAUCAUCAUCGAUAAACAGGCAUCCUUCAAAUACUGGUCAUUCCCAACCCGAUGUAACUUCUCAACCAAAUGAACGUCUUCACGAAGAUACAUAUGGACGAACACCUCCGGGAAGAAUGCUUUUGCAAAGGCAACACUCGAAUCCACAACUGCCGAGUAGAACGCAAACUGACGAAGAUUUUAAGCGAUUGUCACAGCCGAGCGUAGCAACGACCGAAUCUAGAUGUGUCGACAUUGCGCAAAAAGGACAGACGAUACGGCAGCAAAAAUUAGCAACUACCAUGAGACUCAGAGGACUACAAGGACCCCCGAAACCACCUCGAAUUAUCACUACCUUGAGAAAAACCGCUCUCUCCGAUUCGGAAUGUAAUAGCCACACAGAACCGCCAGCAAAGCCUCCCAGAAUCAUGGUGAGGAACGGGCCAAGAGCUCGACGAGGAAAAGCAGUUCAAAGAGCACCAUCGCGCUUAUACAGAACGGUGGGUGGACCCACCAGGUGUUUCAAUAAGGCGCAAUGUGUUGGUCCUGAAUUUGUAGUUCGUGCCAAUCAACCCCCGAAAACAUUAUGCGUGGGACAAGUUAAGGCGGGUAACUCUGGCCGGAUAGUUGUAAUAAUGCUAACAGGACAACGCGUGGAAGUAACCUGUGAUCCUCAGAAGGUUACUGCCGGAGAUUUAUUUCAGGCUAUUGUUCAAGCGGAAAGCCUCGAUGAAAACUUCACUCUAGGAUUGGCCGUACUACUGGCCGGGGAUUUCGCGAUGUUACCACCCGACACAAAAUUAAAUAAAGUCGCACCACCGGGAUGGUUAAGCAGCGGUAAAAGCAAAGGUUUGCUGGGUCUACCGACUAGUUUCAUGCUGUACCUGCGACUCCGAUUCUUCCUACCAUCUCUUCGUGGUACCAGGAGUUGGAUAUCGAAGCAUUUGCUAUAUCUACAAAUAAGGCGAUGUAUACUGGAACAGCAGCUGGUAUGCCCAUAUUCCGAAUUAAUCAAUUUGACGGGCCUCGCACUUCAAGCUGAAUUCGGGAAUUACAACGCCAAUGAGCAUGGCUGUGGAGAUUACUUCCUCCUUGAGCACUACGUGCCAGAGUCUUUGAUAUUGAACGCGGACCGACAUCAAUCGCAACCCUGCGUCGACGCCGAUACACUUCGGGCGCAACUACAUCGCGCUCACCGCGACCGCCGUGGCUUGGACUCGAACAAAGCCGAGGAGAUGUUCAUAACUCACGCGCAGUCCCUGCCGGAUUACGGUUCGCACUACUACAUUGCUACAGUAGACUCGAAGGAGUUAGAGAAACUGAUAACGCGGCAGAGAAAGGGGAAGAGUACCGUGUCCGACAACCGUGAUGCUGUGUCGUCACUCGACGGUGCAGGAAAAGCUCAUCGCAAGGAGAAACCUGCUCGAGAUAUUUGUUCCACUUAUGGCAGAAUCGGAAUCUCGCGGUUAAACUCCCGCGAGAAUAUGCCGAUGAUACCCUAUUCGGACGAGCACGUGAAGAACGCGGAUUUAUGCCGCGACGAAACACGCAAUAACAACAAUAAAAAUAACAAUAACAACAUUAAUAGUGUUAACAGUAAUAACAGCAAAAAUAGUAAAAGCAGCAAGAAAAAGACAGAGAGCAAUGUGUGGCUAGCGAUACAUUCUCAAGGGUUGAAGUUGCUGGAGCGAGGGGGCGAGCCAAGGGAAAGAACGGAAUUGGCCCAUUUUCAGUGGCGAGACGUGCAGACAUUGAGUUACAGCAAGAGCUGUCUGGUGGUAUACAGCAAGCUGAAUGGGAAACGCUGCAAGUUCAAACUACGGAUGGAUCAUCGAAAAAGUUACUUCGCCUUCAAGCUCACAUCCCUGCAUCAUCAGUUCUUCCUCAGACUUCGUUCGGAGCUCACGUCACUUCAAGGCCUCGCUAAAGAAUUUGGAGUACCCCUGACGGAAGUAAAACCUACACCAUUAAAACCCAAGAGCCUCGAUAGUAAAACUAAGAUAACAAUCGCGAGCGUGGUUAAAGUACAGCAGAGAAUAAAUUAUCCGAUGCAAUUAGAGGAAUACCAAAAUAAGGAGAAUGAAAAUCCUCAGAAAGACCCAAUUGUAGUGACGGCAACGAAGGACGCUGGUCGCGAACCCGCCUUUUAUUCAUCCGAAGAGGAUGCUCUUUAUGCACAAGUAAACGUGCGAUUAGAACCAGAAGGUCAAUCGCGAGACACAGAGGAUGAAUCAGAGAGAGGUUUAAUCAUACCGCACAAGAUUUUGUUGGAACCCAAAGAAACAAAAUCGGAGCAUGAUAAACUCUACGGCUGUUCCGGUUUAGACAGCGAGGCUGAAACCGAAUGUACAUAUUCGCUUCCAAAAGUUAUGUCAAACAACAUUAAUCAGCUAGAUAAACCUAACAAUCCUGAAGAACUAUACGCCGCUAUUAAUAAAGUUCGACUAUCAGGAAAGAAGGAGUUCCCUGUUCCGGACGAAGUUUGGAAUGUGUCAGACAUUAAAAAAACAUUGCAAAAGAUGAAAGCUUCUAGCUUACCGAAUUAUGGUGCAUCGAAGCAAUCGAGUGGUCUUCGUACACCUAGCUUGCCGCGUCGAUUGGGUGUGAAAAUGGGUACGCGAGCGAUUUACAGCAGUUUAGUUCAGAAAGAUACCGCGCUUACCGACGAUACGGAAUCACUGUCUCUAAAGUCUGAUACCGAAUCGUCUAUUCAAUCACUAUCAGCACGAUCUACCGAAUCACCCAUGCCGGAAGCAUACGUGUUGAAUGCUGAUAUACGAACUGACGACGAAACUUUCCGGAUUCCUGAAGACGAAUCGAUAUCUGCAUCUUUAAUGGCUCGUUUAGAAGAGCUGUCAUUCGCCGAAGAACGAAUUUUGCAUACGAUCAAAUUGGAACGCGGCCACGGUGGUAGCAUAGGUUUGCAAGUAAUGGAGGGUAAUAACGGUGGCGUUUAUGUUCAAGCAGUUUCCGUUGGCGGAUCAGCCGAUAUGGCCGGAAACGUAAACAAAGGUGACCGAAUUGUAGCAAUAAAUGGACAGAAUCUACUGAACCUUCGCUAUGAAGAUGCUCUGAAGAUGCUGCAGAGCUCGUCCGAAACGGUUGAGUUGGUUCUUUCGCAGCCUGCUAUUCGAAAAAACUUAGAAACGAGAAACGACCAAGACCAGGGCUCUGUAGAGAACAAUUACUUACAUGAUAUCAAAUUCGACGUGUCAUCAGAAGCAGAAACGUCCAGCAUGAUGAACAAGUGGAUCGUUCAGAAAACCACGGAUGUAGCGUCGGUGCAGAACACUUCAAGCGCAUAUAGUAGUGCCGCAUCCAGCGCUAUGGGCAAUCACAAUAAUACCAACAGCCUGUACAUGACUGAUCUCGUUGACAAUAACGCACUAAAAUCUGCCAGUAUGUUGCUAUCUAUAGAAGAUUUCGACAUCAGUAGGACAAGUCGCCAAGUUUUUAUUUAGAUAACGGAAAUUCGACUGAACCACCUGUGCCACCGCGACGAACGAAACGUAAAAUCAAGAUUGCGCCGAUCGAAU